UGCAGCUCGUGCAGCUCUAGAAGAGCGUAGCCGCGAUACCCCGGGGCGGAGUGGGCUCUGAAAGAAAAUAAAACAAUAUAAAUGUAUGAAAUGAUGAACCACCACAGACUGUCUGGUUCUAAAACGUAACUUUAAGUUAAGUACCAUAACUGGUUAAACUAGCGCGAACACGGCAGCGUUCAGCCCGCGAGCCUCCCGGAGACCCGCGGAGACUUCAUAGGAAAUGAGUCAUUGGCGGGGGCGCGUGGGUGUGUCUAUUAAAGCGAGGCGCGGAGCGCGUGACUCACUCUCAUGUUCUCCUCCAUGGUGGAACCAGAGGAACCUAGAGGAACCUGAACAUCAUGGCUCCCAGCGCCGUCUGCGCCCUGCUCGGACUUAUCAUGGCGGCGGCGGCCAACUUCUCUGGAGUCCACGCGCAGAAGAGCCAGUGCAGCAGUUCCCAGUUCUGGAAUUCGGAUUUGGAAAUGUGUGUGCCAUGUGCGUCAUGCAAGCAAUACCCCAAGACCCCAUCAUGCAACACAUGCCGGGUGUACAUGGAGGAGACGUCUGAUGUGUGGCGUCUCGCCGCCAUCAGCAGCUUCUCGGUGCUGGCCGUGGUGCUCCUGGGCGCCGCCCUGCUGGUCGGGCUGACGCUGCAUCGCCGCAGGGCGCAGAAACGCCCGCUACGGGAGCCCAUUGAGGAGACGGCCGGCCCCCUGUACCAGGCCUGACCCCAGAGGGUCUCAUGGAGCGUCCUGAUGAACAUAUGGAACAUGGACUGUAAUCAUGUGAUCUGAAGGAGAAACCUCUCACCCACAGCCUCAUCAUCAUCAUCCUCAUCAAGUUCAGGUUACCGCGGAGACAAGGAAACACUUUUAUAAUAUAUACUUAAGCUUUAUAGUAUAUGUAUAAUUAUCCUUUAUAGUAUAUGUAUACAUGUAUAUGUAUAUAUAUGUAUCUAUAUACAUAUUUAUAUAUAUAUAUAUAUAUAUGGUUUAUGACGGACUACCUCGUCAUUUAUAUUAGAAAUCUAAACCAUUCAGAGGAAGUGAAGGGACGUCUCUUCAGGGGCCCCCGACUCGCCCUCCUCACCACCACCACCAGCAGCAGGGCCCCGGGAGGCCGCUGAGGACCCAGGGGGCCCCUGGGACCUCACCGGCAGCAUGGGGCCCCCCAGAGCCAGGGGCCCCCCAGCUCUGUGGCGGGGGGCGCUGGCCGGGACCAACAGACAUCAGCGGGAACAUCACAGCCUUUUGAAUGUAGCGUCUGAACAAUGGCUCCUCGUAGAAACAGGCCCCUGCAGACUGAACAUCAGGAGUUCAUGUUGCUCAAGGGAACAGGGGUGAGCCCGUUCAGCACACUGGGAAUCCUAGGAAACCAAACACAUCACGGCGGGCCUUCUCCUGUUUUUAAUGUGACGUAGUUCUAUUUUUGUAAGAAUCCUGCAGCAUUCAGCCUGAAUGUCUCCCUGUUCCAGUACCUUCCUAGCCCUGCCGAGCUGACCCCACUAACUGUUGUUGAAGGCCCAGAUGAAGUGAGAGCCUGACUCGAGCACAUCGUCCUGCAGCACCGAGCCGCCAGCACACACCGUCAGCUCUAUCAGUUAUUGUUUAUAUAUCAUGACCGUCGUGGGUGGUCCCGUGUAUUCUAGUUGUUUUUAUAUCUUAGUGAUACAAGGAGUGCCUUCUCCGGCCACAAAACUGGUUCAAAGUACAGACACAUCUUUAUAGUAUUUAUUUUUUUAACUCUUUUGUAAGGUGCAGCUCCUGAUGACGACAGGUUGUCACGGUGACAAGAGCUCCUGUGAACAUUCUUUAAAUUCCGUUUAUCGUUUUAACGACCAAUAACAUUUUUUUUUAACCUUCUUGCUUGUAGUUGUGUUUUAUAUUGUAUAUAUAUAUAAAUAUGCACUGGCUUCCUGUAGUUAAUGCAAAUGCUCUGUGUACCAACUGUAUUUUCUCAUUAAAAUAGAGAUUUUUAAAAUUAAAUUAAUUGAAUGUUCAUUCUUCAGUCGUUCCUUUCAGUUAGCGUCGGUCAUUGAAGCAGAGGAGGUUAGAG
Messenger RNA from Gadus chalcogrammus (walleye pollock), 2037 nucleotides. Its product is annotated as tumor necrosis factor receptor superfamily member 12A. Lineage: Eukaryota; Metazoa; Chordata; Actinopteri; Gadiformes; Gadidae. Gene Ontology annotation, molecular function: protein binding. Gene Ontology annotation, cellular component: plasma membrane. The record is from RefSeq and is a predicted model, not a curated record. The transcript is spliced from 4 exons. Gene Ontology annotation, biological process: positive regulation of apoptotic process. Bases 342 to 710 code for a protein of 122 amino acids.